AGAGAGAUGGAAAGUGUUAGGAAAAGCUGGCCGUUCAAGCUGUGCUAUUUAGUGCACGAAACAGUCUGGAGAAGAAGUGUUUUACGCGCCGUGAUAAUGGCUAUUAUUUCCGGCUAGUGAGCUUCAAUUUUCCUUUUUUUUUUUUUGGUACAAAAAAAUAAAUUAUAAUCCUUAAAACAUUAAAUAAAAUGUGGACAGUUCCGAAGCCAAAAUACAGAGCUGGUUUGUGCGACGAGGGGGAGAUUGCUGUGAAUAUCGGCGGAGUCAGAGUGGUUCUUUUUGGAGAUGUUUUAAACCGCUACCCGGAGAGCAGAUUGGCUGAGUUGAUGAACUGUUCAACUCAGAAUUCUGAAGUUAUCUCCUCGCUUUGUGAUGACUUCGACCCGGGAAGAAAAGAGUUUUAUUUUGACCGAGACCCCGAUGCAUUUAAGUGCAUCAUCGACGUGUAUUACUUUGGCGAGAUCCACAUCAAACGGGGCAUUUGUCCUAUCUGCUUCAUCAAGGAGAUGGAGUUCUGGAAAAUAGACCAGAGUGUUUUAGACGAAUGCUGUAAAAGUUACCUAAGUGAGAAGGAGGAAGAGCUGAAAGAGAUAGCAAACAAAGUGAAAGUCAUUUUGGAGGACAUGCAGGUGGAUCAGUGCGUUACGCGCACUCAGCGGUGCCAGAGGUUGCUGUGGAAGCUCAUGGAGAAGCCGGGUUCCUCCCUGCCGGCGCGCAUCAUCGCCAUCGCCUCCUUCCUCUCCAUUUUGGUCUCGGCAGUGGUGAUGUGCGUGGGGACCAUUCCGGAGCUCCAGGUGACGGACGCCGAGGGAAAACUGGUGGAGCAUCCCAUCAUGGAGGCGAUCGAGACAGCUUGCAUGUUAUGGUUCACCGCGGAAUUCACACUGCGCCUCGUUUCCUCCCCGAACAAGCUGCACUUCGCGCUCUCCAUCAUGAACAUCAUAGACUUCAUGGCCAUCAUGCCUUUCUACGUGGUCCUGUCCCUCACCUACCUCGGCACCGCAUCCAUGAUGGAGCUGGCAAAUGUCCAACAGGCUGUGCAAGCGCUCCGCAUCAUGCGCAUCGCGCGCAUUUUCAAGCUGGCGCGCCACUCCUCCGGGCUGCAGACACUGACCUACGCGCUGAAGAGGAGCCUCAAAGAGCUGGGACUGCUCCUCAUGUACAUGGGCGUAGGGAUCUUCGUGUUCUCAGCCCUCGCCUACACCCUGGAGCAAAGCCACCCGGAGACCCUUUUCAGGAGCAUCCCACAGUCUUUCUGGUGGGCCAUCAUCACUAUGACCACGGUGGGCUAUGGAGACAUCUACCCCAAAACCACCCUAGGCAAGUGCAAUGCAGCAGUGAGCUUUCUGUGCGGGGUGAUAGCCAUCGCGUUGCCUAUUCAUCCCAUCAUUAAUAACUUUGUUGUCUUCUACAAUAAGCAAAAAGUGCUGGAGACUGCAGCAAAGCAUGAAGUGGAGCUGAUGGAGUUGAAAUCCGGCAGAGAGGUGCGCAGAAAAAGCAGAGACUAAGAGCAAGAAACAUCUGGAUCGAGAUAAGACUUUCUAACUCCAUCAGCCUGAAAAUAAAAUAUUUACAGUCUAACUGUGGUCAACCAAACAUGGACAAAAGGAAAAAAAAAACAGUGUACACAAUUCAUUAUGUAAACACAUUCAUAAUCUCUGUAUAAGACUCUUUAAGAAAUCCAGAUCCCCAUGAGAUGUACAUAGCGUCAUAAUACUGCUGUUGUCUCUACUCUGUUGUUGCUUUCACUAGGCAACAUGUUUGUGUAGCCCAGCAAUCUUAUCCACUCUUGUUCUUGUGAAGGCUAUUAUUAGUACUGUGCAAGAAAUAUACAUGUAGGCUACGUGAAUCAUUACGUCAAUGUCACUGUGAAUAAAGCAAAAACAAACUUCACACGCUGAGUGCUCUCUGAGAAAAUGACGAAGGAACACAUGAAAUCUGUGCAGAAAUAGAGAAUUCAGCAGUCUGAAUUAAAUGAAUCUUCCAGAGAUACAAUCCGAUUAAUAAAGAAAUCCCUCUGUUGUGGGUGGAGAACAAACACAUAGGGAAUGCCUGGUGCUAACAUCACAUACACUUUGUAUUGUGUGUCUGAACUAAAGCAGUGGAUUAUGUCUGCUUACAAUGGAGGUUUAUUAAAGGGGAUCAUUUUUACAGAAAACAAAAUAUUUCCAUCUGAUCAUCAUUUUGAGUCAGACUUGAGAAACUGCGAUCCUACAAUUAAGUUAUUUUUAAACAUAUAUAGAGGAUAACAGGAUGUCUCCGUGUUGUCAUGGCUGAGCUCAUGGCAUCCGUGGCACCAGGGGCAUGAGAGGCAGCAGGAGCACGAGGUCCAGUCCUUGUGCCACAAAGUGCUGUGGUUCUACAGGGCUACAGGGGGUAGAGACUCCAGCCUGGACUAACAGGGACACAAGAUUCUGGGCUCCGGAUACAAGCGACAAGAGAACCUGAGCCGAACACAGGCACACAUAACACCCCCAGAGUCACAACUGUUUUGGAUGCUGUAUUAUUUUUGUCUGAAAAGAGGAUCAUCCCGUCAAUUAUAGCCUUAAAUACUAACAUUGACUUGGUCAAUAUAUACGUGACAGACGCGACCUGGAAAAACAACAUCCGCGAAUAAAAACCACAACUUAACUGUCCAGAGAAAGUGAGGGCUUGGGAUGGGAUGAGAGGGGUCACAGCGAGGGGAUGGAGAUGGAAGGUGAUCCUUCUUAUGGUGUAGAAUAACCCAGGAAGGGAGACUCAGGGUGAGGGGUCACAUCACACAAGGCUUUUCCCCGUGGUUGCUAUAAUGAAGAGGGAAGUAAGUGAGGUGAGGUGGUGGGGGCUGAGAACUGAGAGAGACAAACGGGGAGACUUACGUAAGUAAUAAUGAGUUCAUACGGCACUGAACUUGUAUGUAUGAUUCGGGCUGUCUUGUGCUUUGGAAAAGUCUCAAUAAACCAAAA
This is a messenger RNA of Mugil cephalus (flathead mullet), 2945 nucleotides long. RefSeq names its product potassium voltage-gated channel, subfamily F, member 1b (gene kcnf1b). The record is from RefSeq and is a predicted model, not a curated record. Gene Ontology annotation, molecular function: voltage-gated potassium channel activity. Lineage: Eukaryota; Metazoa; Chordata; Actinopteri; Mugiliformes; Mugilidae. The transcript has a single exon. Gene Ontology annotation, biological process: potassium ion transmembrane transport; protein homooligomerization. The coding region runs from base 189 to 1508 and encodes 439 amino acids. Gene Ontology annotation, cellular component: voltage-gated potassium channel complex; membrane.